AUGUCCCCAGGUGAAGGACUUGUGGGAGAAGGUGAGCAGGCUAUGCAUCAUCUGGGAGGACAAGCAGGAGAUCGAAAGGGUCUUGGCAGAGACCCCAUAAUGCCAGCAGCUCAAGCCCUGCAUUGCAAGAAAGGAGGGGAAUCUGGAGGACGACCUUCAAAGGAGCAGUGGAUGGAAACUUCCAAGUUCUUUCGAAUGGAGUUUCAUGAGAAAAUGUCAAAAAGUCAAAACAUAAACUUUGUGGAGAUAUUGCACAUGAGUGUUAUUGCCACAAUAUUGCCAAAACUGACCAAACAGUGUGAGGUCCAGACUGUUGAAGAUCCAAGCUCGAAUCUUGCAUCAGGGGAUGUGUGUGACUCCAACCCCUGUGAAAAUGGUGGCAUCUGUCUAUCAGGCUUGAAUGAUGACUUCUAUUCAUGCGAGUGUCCUGAAGGCUUCACAGACCCCAAUUGUUCUAGUGUUGUGGAGGUUGCCUCAGAUGAAGAGGAACCAACUCCAGCAGGACCCUGCCUUCCUAAUCCAUGUCAUAAUGGUGGGAUGUGUGAAAUUAGUGAAGCUUAUCGAGGUGACACUUUCAUAGGAUAUGUUUGCAAAUGUCCAGAGGGAUUUACUGGGAUUCACUGCCAGCACAUGGACUUCUAGAAGGGCAAUCUUGAGAGAUCUUCCCAGCUUUUAUUGGAAAAGGCAGAGGGGUCUACUGUUAUUCUUCAACCAUCAUCUAUUGCUAAACCAUUUACAUUAUCAGCCUCACUAAUCGCUCUUCAGUAUGGCAG
Struthio camelus australis is the source of this 773-nucleotide messenger RNA. The record is from RefSeq and is a predicted model, not a curated record. Lineage: Eukaryota; Metazoa; Chordata; Aves; Struthioniformes; Struthionidae.